This is a messenger RNA of Bursaphelenchus xylophilus (pine wood nematode), 1763 nucleotides long. The record is from the annotation of a GenBank genome assembly. NCBI's taxonomy places the organism in Eukaryota, Metazoa, Nematoda, Chromadorea, Rhabditida, Aphelenchoididae.
AUGUGUGGCCACAAGUGCUACGUGACCAUGGACAGGAGAGCGCUGUCAACCGCUGACGCGGUGAUAUUCUUCCCCUUCUAUAUGAGUAAGUGCACUUUUAUGAAGUCUUUUAGGAAGCUCUCACUUCAGCGAUCGGCGGAGCGACAUUAUUCAUUAUUUUCCCGACAGACUGAUAGGAGUCUAAAAGACGAAUUUUCAGGGAAUUUCAGCGCUAUUUAUCCGACACGAACAAACCCUGAUCAGUAUUUUGUAUUUUGGGAACACGAAACGCCGGUCCGAUAUCCGGAAAAGAAUGUAACGUAAGUUUUUUUGGCCACAACUUCCCAAAGCUGAGCCAAAGGAGGCAUUGCGCCCCGAUAUCAAUGUCUGCCGGAAAAAUAAUGAGCACAAAGCCAUGCCUAAUCUAUGAUAUACUAGAGGGCAAUACGCAGAAAUUAGAGGACAGAGUGAGAAAAAUUCAAUGACAUCGAUUUGGUCGUCCUGUCCGAUGCCACAGAGUGCUCAUUGUUUUCCCGACAGACUGAUCAGUGCGUCAAAAAGCCUUGGUAUGAUUGGCACCUUAAUUGAGAACUUUCCAGAUUCCCAAAAAACUACUUCAACGCCACAGCUACUUACAGCCUCUCAGCUGACAUCCCAAUACCCUACGGGACCUACGAACCGAUAGCACGGAAUAUGACGGUAAAACCUUUCGUCUGAUAUCGGUUUGUCGGGAAAAUAAUAAGCACGCAUCGAAAAUAAAAAGAACCUCAUUUUGCUUUGUUGUGCUCAUUAUUUUUCCGACGGAUUAAUAUCUUAUGACAACGUUUUAGAAAGAAGAAUACUAUGAGCAUCUACUGGAGGAGAUUGGAAGGAAGACGCGAGGAGUUUAUGCGGUCUAUUCUCACUGCGAAACGGAAAGUGGCAGAGAGCAUGUCAUACGGAAUCUACAAAAGUAAGCAUUCUGACAUACGAUAAAACCCAUGGUGCUUCGGAAUCUUUUGAUUUUUUCGUAUCGCCUUUCAACACUUUUUGAUGAGGUCUUGUGUUCAUAAAGCUCUCCACCUCGCUUUGCUAUUAGUUCGUCGGGGAAAUAAUGUGGAUUCAUCACGCCAUGGAAUCGCUCAUCGCUUUGCGACGGCUAACCGUGGCUAGGGAUUUGUUGUGCGCUGCGAAAAGUCCACAUUAUUUUCCCGACAGACUAAUAAAAUCUGAAACACCCCCAUUUUCAGGUACAUCAACGUUGAUGUCUACGGACAGUGCCGAGGAGGAAUUGCUUGCGACCGGGAAUGCUACAACAGAAAUAAGGAGAACUACCGCUUCUAUCUUUCCUUUGAAAACUCCGUGUGCAAUGACUACGCCUCGGAAAAGUUCUUCAACUUCAACACGCUGAUCCCCAUUGUUUUGAAACGGGAGUACUACAAACGCCAUCCUCAACACUCGUUUAUUGCUGUGGAUGACUUUGGGUGAGUGCCAUAAAGUUGUCGUAUGUACAAGGCGACCAGAAAGCCAUCAUAUAAUCUUUAUUUAGAAGCCUGAAAGAGCUUGCCGACUACUUGAAUCUCCUCUCCAUGGACGACAAAAAAUACGCAGAGUAUUUGACGUGGACGUACGACAAGCGACGAAAGCCGAGAGGACGACACAUCAUGCUGUGCGACGUCUGCGAUUAUGUCAGUAAGCGUCCGGCACGGAAGAUAUACUCGGAUAUUGACGACUUUGUCGAUCUAGGACGCAGUUGCGACUUGAAUUUUAAGCGAGACGUCAUUGAAGGUCGUAUUCUUCAAUGA